Moneuplotes crassus is the source of this 2017-nucleotide messenger RNA. NCBI's taxonomy places the organism in Eukaryota, Ciliophora, Spirotrichea, Euplotida, Euplotidae. The record is from the annotation of a GenBank genome assembly.
CGUAAGCUAAAUUAUGAUGAAUAGUUUUAAAGAUGAACUAGACAAACUGGUCUUAGAGUCUAGUUUAGACGUCCAAGGACUGAGAGAUAGCGCAUGGAAGGACACUUAUGAAAGGGAUAUUAAGAUCUUUGAAGAGAUAGCUAAGGACUCAGUGGCUAAGUUCAGACCCAUGAUUUAUAACCUAUCUAGAGAAGACAUGUUCAGAGACAAUAUUAUGAGAGGAGCUAGGACUAAAGAGCUCUCUUUUGAAGGCAAGCUACCUCAUGCUGACAGUGAGAAUUAUGGAACCUUCGCAUUUGCUAUGAAUGCUUUGUUUCCUAUCAGUGUCCAUCAUGGGAUGUAUGAGACUAUCAUCAAAGUGUUGGGUUCAGAUGAGCAAGUCAAAGAAGUCUGGGAUGAUAUAGUAGCUUAUAAGAAUAUUGGUUGCUAUGCUCAGACUGAGGUUGGUCAUGGGUCUGAUGUUCAAGGACUCCAGACCGAAGCUAUCUACGAUGAAGCCACUGAGGAGUUUAUAAUCAAUUCUCCAUCCGUCAAGGCAUACAAAUUCUGGCCAGGAGAUCUCGGUAAAAUGGCCAAUCAUGCAGUAGUGUUUGCAAAGCUGAUCAUUAAAGGUGAAGCUUAUGGGAUUCAUGGAUUUCUGAUUAGAAUUAGGGACUCAGAAACUCAUUCUCCAUUAAAAGGAGUUGAGAUUGGAGACAUUGGGCCAAAAUAUGGUUAUGCUUGUAAAGACAAUGGAUACAUGGCUUUCAACAAUAUCCGAGUUCCAAGAUCUGCAAUUCUUUCACGAUAUGUUAGUGUGACCAAAGAAGGAAUGAUAGAGCUGAAAGGAGAUCCAAGGAUUGGAUACGCUACAAUGCUCUGGAUUAGAGUACAACUUUUGAGUUUCGGAUGGCUCGUAAAGUUUGUGUCAUUAGCACAUUGUGCUAGAUAUGCUCUGAAAAGAACACAAUUCAAGUCUGUUCCCGGAUCAGAUAUCGAGAGGCCUAUUUUCGAUUACCAAGCUACUCAGAAGCAACUUGUAUCAGUGACAUGAUAUGCAUACGCCAACUUGACGAUCUCUCAGUACUGUAUGGAUAUGUUUUAUAAGAUGAUGGAAAAAAUAAAGAAUGAAGACUUCAAAAUGAUGAACGAUCUCCAUGUCUUGAUAAGUGCUCUCAAGGCAUAUUGGAUGGACUACGAUAUGAUGGCACUGCAUUCUUUGAGGGAACUUCAAGGAGGCCAUGGAUAUUUAUUGUUGGGUAAUAUCUCUCUUCAUAUUGAGGGCUGGUCUCCAAACGUCACUCUUGAAGGUGAUGGAUAUGUUCUCUACCAACAAACAGCCAAGAAACUAGUAAAGAAAAUCAAAGAUAUCACUAAAGGAAAAUCUGUCAACAAAGAUUUUUACCCUUACAUGGAGCAAGUAUUUUCUGUCAAAGACUCCACUGAGUCUGACUCAGACAUUAGAGACACUCACAAACUCCUCGAAGUUCUCAGAGUUGCCCUCAGUCACGAACUUCUCCAACUUGCUGAAGCUCUUGCUAAGCAAGAUCAUCACUCGUUUGAUACCAAGUGGAACACAGUCUUCCAGGUCGAGAUUGCCAACCUGGCCAAGCUCCAUGCAGUCUACAUGUCUGGACUGUCUCUGGCUGCCAGAGUGCCUACUCUAUCCAAAGACAAGUUCACACAGCAAGUCAUGACCAAGGUCUGCAAUGUCUUCGUCACCGAAGAAAUCCUCAAGCUGGCGCAGACUGCUCUGCUUAAAGGUUAUGUCAAUGCAGAGCAAAUGGUCGGAAUCCACGAGUACCACACUGAGCUGGUGGAGUCACUAAAGCCACAUGUCGUUGCUCUGAUUGAGUCACAGAUUAUCCAUGAAGCUUUGGUACCAGGGACAACAUUGAGUGGGCAAGACUCAGACUAUGCUGGGAAGUUGUAUGAGAUGGCGACGCUGAACCCUUUAAACUCCACUCACAAGAUGCCAAAUGUAGACUUAAAGCUGAAGCUUCUAUCAAAGAAGCUAUCUAAUUUUGCUAAAAUCUAG